Dermacentor albipictus is the source of this 2355-nucleotide messenger RNA. Lineage: Eukaryota; Metazoa; Arthropoda; Arachnida; Ixodida; Ixodidae. The record is from RefSeq and is a predicted model, not a curated record.
AUCAUCAUCAACAGCAAGCAAGCCUCGUCUCUCGUUUUUCCGGUUGAUGAUCUAUUGUCUUAAGUGUUGAAAGUGUGGUUGCUUGGGCUGUGGAACAACCUGUGAAGUCGUUCGGCUUGCACCAUUAUGUCCGCGAAAAAGGAUGACGACGCCAACCAGACAGGUCAGAAAGCUGCUGGACCUAGCAAUGCUCCUGCCGCUUCGCCAACGAGGCAUAACCGGCGGAAAUCAAGAAGAAGCGAUGUAGCUUCUCCGGACGAGAAUCCCAGAACCGGAAAAAAACGUGCCAGCCUCCAUGGCUUCAAGAAGCAAAAGCGAGAUGGUGCUCUCUCCACAGGGAGCUCGUUACUUCAGGAACGGAGGAGGCGCAAGUCAUCAGGGAGAAACCGUUCAAAAGCGGCUUGCGUCGCCGGGCAAAAUCCGCACAGAGAAGAAGCGCCUGUCGAAGAGUUAUCCGAAGCGGCACUGGCCCUGCACGAUGAGGACGCAGAUGUCAUCGCGGAUAGAGACGAAAAACGCGCCGAUAGUUCUGCGAAAUUCAUCCCGAACGUUAGCGACAACGGCCACACCCAAGUGCGAUACGCAGUAGCCGACAUAACGGCAAGCUUUUCCCCGAUAUCUUCUGACUUACGAGUAAUACGUGCCUCCACAACAGGUGUGCGCAGCCCCGAGCCACUCUUGGUAGCCACAAGUAUAUUUUCAGCGGACGGGCAAGCAAAAGAUAUCUUUCCCGCAACAAGCCCCAUUAUGUCACCUUUAAUACAAGCAGAUUCCCUCGAAAAGGCCGUCAGUGAAGAAAUCUCUUCUCGCAGACAGCGCAUUCACCGUUCGCGACAAGUUUCUAAUGCCUACAGGAGCAACCCCGCGGAAUCCAAGUACGAUGCUGGGCACAGUGGAAAGAAUCCGGUGUCCGUGCAGCGUGGUAUAUCGAGAAAACGCUUUGAUGUUCCGAGUCAUUUGGGAGCGAAACGCAUGCAAAGCGCUGCAACCAGCCCUAGGAAAUCUUUUCACCGUGUUGAACCCAAUGAAGAUGCAAAUAUGGCAGGCCUUUCUAUUACUGCCAGCGUAGGAAGAAUAAUGGCCAAAGGGGUUACCUUGAAUGAACAAGAACGCCCUCCUGGAACCAACCAGAAGGAAACAUUGCUGCCUAAACCACCUGGUUCUCAAGUUGCUAGAGACGUCAAUAAAUAUUCUUUCGUGCACUCAGGUGUUCAACCAGAGGAAACGGAAGCUAAGGAAAGAGACCUUACUGAUCAGAUAACUGAAGGGCACCAAUUUCACCGUUUAAACGUGCUGCGUGAAACUUACCGGGCACAUAGUUCGCCACCGGUGAUUGACGAGCAACACUCGUUUGGUAGGGAGGCACAUCAUGAAGUUACAGAGCGGCCAUUUAUGGACCUCUCACCAAUACUAAACCAAGAACUUGCUCCUGAUCAGAGUGCUUGCCCACGAGUGGCUGUGACCGCUCUAACUGAACACAUGGCCCGCGCGAAGGAAAACGACCACCCUCAGAAACUGGACGGCUGCUCCCAGAGCAAGCAGCGAAUCUCUGAGUACAAGGUCAGGGAUCCGGCAAUGGAACGUGACAGGCUGAGUGCGGCAGGAAAAAAAGGGGAUCUGCCAUCCCCCCUACCAACUAGGACAAGGACACGAUGCCACGGGAAAAGGAGAGCGGACCCAGGCGCUCUGCUCAACCAUGACGGCAGGUCCCGAGGGAAUAUCGAUGAGAUCGUGGAGCAGAUUUCCUUGGUGAAGCCUGUGUUCCAAGACAGAUACCGUCGAGGAAGCUACAUUAUCUCGGCCGACAUGGAGCAGUUCAUUGCCAACCAUGUCAUCGCCACCGGGAGCGUUGCAGAGGCACAGGCUGACAAACUGGCUCCGCACAAGCUCUUCCUUGUGCUGCUCCUCGGCACGCUGGCUGUCCUUUUGCUGCUUUUCUAUAUGCUACCCGAGAGCAGCGAUGACCUCAUUACAGUCAACACCACCAGUGGCCUGGCGCACGGCUUCGUCACCACUGUCCAAGGAAGCACAACGUCCUACCAGAAGGCUGAGGAGGAAGGACCAAUGGAGAUGGAAAGCCAAGCGAACGGUGCCAUCAUCGGCCUGCAAAAGGCUACAGUCAGCUUCGCUACUACACUCGCCAUAACAAACAGCAAUGACAACGACCGUGACAUCGCACUUCGCGUAGCUGACGAUCACGUCACGUUGCCACCCAAGAGCAGCGUGCUUACCCUUGUCCGAUGCGACAUGGAGGACGACGACGAAGGAAUUGCUGAGGCAAACAUCCCCCUGCUCCUUGAGCGCCACAUCUACAUAGCCAGAGGGCUUCUUCAGGAGUUUGGACGAGAGGAGUAG